AAUUUCACUUCAUCUGUCUGCUCUCUGUCUGCUGCUCCACAUAAUCAGAUCUUCAUUCUUUAUCUCUACAGCUGCAGGCUGAUCCUCUCCACGACCACGAUGAACAUCUCCGCUGAGGAAGCGUCAGGCGACUUCCUUACAAGUCACUCCCACCAGGAGAACAUUCUAUUUUCCACAUUUUACAUCCUGAUUUUCAUCAUCGCCGUGCCUGGGAAUGUCCUGGCGCUGUGGGCCUUCUUCCACCAGAGCAGCUCGUCUCCGUCCAAAGUCUUCCUGCAGCACCUGUCUGUAGCGGACAUCUCGUACGUCCUCAUCUUAACCAUGCGCAUAGUUUACCAUCUCAUGGACAGCCACUGGCCUUUCGGACCUGUGGUGUGUCAACUGGCAGGCUUCCUCUUUUACUUGAACCUGUACUGCAGCAUGUACUUGAUGAGUUUCAUCAGCCUGGACAGAUUCCUCGCCGUGGUUCUCCCCUUGAAGUCACAGUCACUUAGGAAAGCUGUGUAUGCAAAGGUAGUGGUCGGCGUCCUUUGGGUGACAAUCAUUGUGUCUAUGAGUCCUUUACUUUUCUCUAAAAAGAAUGUGACUAAUAAUAACUCAACUGGCAUGUGCAGCCAACUGUACUUAGAGAGGACAUCGCACACGGCUUUGGCCUCGACCAUCGUGGCGUUCGUUCUUCCCCUCUCCACCAUUGUGGUCUCUUACUUCCUGAUUCUGCUGAAAUUGAGAACAGUCAGACAACAGGUAGAACGGCCGGUGAAAGACAAAGCCGUGAAAAUGAUCAUCCUCAUCUUGGUGAACUUCCUGUUGGCCUUCGUGCCCUACCACGUGAGCAGGGUCAUCUACAUAGAAAACUGCAGCCAGGGCCGCGUGGCCAAGGCGAGCUGCGAGGCUCUCGGGAAGAUCAAUCGGAUCACAUCCGCGCUCACCUGCGUCGGUGGCAUUCUGGAUCCUGUGUUGUAUUUCUUUCUGAACCGUGUGUACAGGGACAAACUGAUUCAGCUGUUCUGCAAGGACAAAGGGACGAGGAUCAAUAAGCUAAAUAUGUAAAAAACAUAAAUUAUUUUAAAAAGAA
Molecule: messenger RNA, 1075 nt
Organism: Labrus bergylta (ballan wrasse)
Lineage: Eukaryota; Metazoa; Chordata; Actinopteri; Labriformes; Labridae
Product: uracil nucleotide/cysteinyl leukotriene receptor
Biological process (GO): G protein-coupled receptor signaling pathway
Cellular component (GO): membrane
Molecular function (GO): oxysterol binding; G protein-coupled receptor activity
Source: RefSeq, a predicted model, not a curated record